AUACCAUCAACCAUGUGCGGGUGUAAUAUUGCAGGCUAGGAUGGAGGAGCUGGAGGCCAACCAGGCGGCCCAGGACUUGGCCCACAAGGCGCAGCUGGCGGCGGUGGAGGCGGCCCACCAGGCGCACCUGGCGGCACUGACGGAGCACCACCAGCGUCAGAUGGCGGACCUGGCGAGCUUCCUCCGGACCCAGCACCAGCAGGAUCUUCCUCCCUCGCUCUUUGCUCCACCACCAGUCCCAGUGCCUGCUCCUGUUCAGCGUCCGGCUCCGUCGGCGGGUUCGAACCCGACUCCCAGCCCUCCACUGGGUGCCAGCCCUACACAGCAAGGCUGGCCAGGGUACCCGACCUACCCGACCUACCCCACGCAGCCGUUCACGUGGGGGCCUCCUCCUCCACAGUCGCAGGGCUACUCCUCGUGGCCGGGGGCGCAGACGCAGCAGGGGCCUAGCGCAGGACUAUGGCGCUACGACGCCGCGCCGUCAGGGUGGACUCAGGCACCACCACAGGCAGGGUGGGGUUCGUGGGGCGAUGGGACCCCUGGGGACGGCGCCACGAGCUAGGAGGACCUGUGGGGGGUACUCGGUGACGAGCAAAGUACCUUUGCCUCCAUCUUCUCGACUAGGACGCAUGUUAGACCCUUUUGCCCUCAUGUUGGACUUGUAGGACUUUUUGGACAUGUAUGUUGGACAUGUGUGCACUUGUUACGCGACGUUAUGUGUAUUUCGGACAUGUAUCGAUGGAUUUGAUGAUGUUCAUGUGUGGAUUCAUGUUGAGAUCGAAUCCGAUGAUGAAAUGCGGUUUAUAUGCUAUAUUGUUAUUAUAAACGUGAUCUGUGGUAUAUAUAUAUGCUAUAAAUGUGA
This is a messenger RNA of Sorghum bicolor (sorghum), 862 nucleotides long. Its product is annotated as extensin-like. Bases 41 to 562 code for a protein of 173 amino acids. The record is from RefSeq and is a predicted model, not a curated record. NCBI's taxonomy places the organism in Eukaryota, Viridiplantae, Streptophyta, Magnoliopsida, Poales, Poaceae. The transcript is spliced from 3 exons.